This is a messenger RNA of Gastrolobium bilobum, 2035 nucleotides long. RefSeq names its product pre-mRNA-processing factor 19 homolog 2-like. Lineage: Eukaryota; Viridiplantae; Streptophyta; Magnoliopsida; Fabales; Fabaceae. Gene Ontology annotation, cellular component: cytoplasm; U2-type catalytic step 1 spliceosome; Prp19 complex. The transcript is spliced from 18 exons. Bases 71 to 1648 code for a protein of 525 amino acids. Gene Ontology annotation, biological process: DNA repair; protein ubiquitination; mRNA splicing, via spliceosome. Gene Ontology annotation, molecular function: ubiquitin protein ligase activity; protein binding. The record is from RefSeq and is a predicted model, not a curated record.
CGCUGCACACUGCACUGCUCCAAAACCCAAAACCCUAGCUCUCUCUCUGUCUCUCUCUCUCUCGCACACCAUGAACUGCUCCAUUUCCGGUGAGGUUCCGGAGGAGCCGGUGGUUUCUAAGAGCUCCGGUCUCCUCUUCGAGAAGCGUUUGAUUGAGAGACAUAUAUCGGAUUAUGGGAAGUGUCCAAUUACCGGAGAACCGCUUACUUUGGAUGACAUUGUACCAAUCAAAACAGGCAAGAUAGUGAAGCCCAGACCUGUGCAGGCAGCUAGCAUCCCUGGCAUGCUUGGAUUGUUCCAAAAUGAAUGGGAUGGGUUGAUGCUAUCUAAUUUUGCAUUGGAGCAACAAUUGCACACAGCAAGGCAAGAGCUAAGUCAUGCUUUAUAUCAGCAUGAUGCUGCUUGUCGGGUGAUUGCUAGACUUAAAAAGGAACGAGAUGAAGCUAGGUCUUUUCUUGCACAGGCAGAAAGGCAGUUCCCUCUUUCUGCACCAAAUGCCACAACAGCAAAUGUCCCUGUCCUGAGCAAUGGGAAAAGAGCUGCUGAGGAUGAGGAGCUGGCACCUGGUGCAAAGAAAAUGCAUCCUGGAAUAUCUUCUAGCAUAAUUUCUGAGCUAACUGACUGUAAUGCUGCUCUUUCCCAGCAGAGGAAAAAGCGUCAGAUUCCUUCAACUUUGGCUACUGUUGAAGCUCUAGAGGCAUAUACCCAAAUAUCUAGCCAUCCCUUUCACAAAACAAACAAACAAGGCAUUAUAUCUCUUGAUAUCCUUUAUUCUAAGGACUUAAUUGCAACUGGAGGUAUUGAUACGAAUGCUGUAAUUUUUGACCGACCAUCAGGACAGAUAUUAUCUACACUUAGUGGUCACUCAAAAAAGGUAACCAGCGUAAAGUUUGUAGAUCAGGGCAAUUCGUUCUUAACUGGUUCAGCAGAUAAGACAGUUCGUUUAUGGCAAGGGUCAGAUGAUGGUAACUAUAACUGCAGGCACAUCUUAAAGGAUCAUACAGCUGAGGUGCAAGCUGUCACUGUCCACGCCACCAAUAAUUACUUUGUGACUGCUUCACUUGAUGGCACUUGGUGCUUUUAUGAACUGUCUUCGGGGACAUGUCUGACUCAGGUUUUGGACUCUUCAGGUUCUUCUGAAGGCUAUACGUCUGCAGCCUUUCAUCCAGAUGGUCUCAUUCUUGGAACGGGCACAACUGAUGCUCUUGUCAAAAUCUGGGAUGUAAAAAGUCAGGCAAAUGUUGCCAAGUUUGAUGGACAUGUAGGGCCAGUGACCGCCAUAUCCUUUUCUGAGAAUGGAUACUUCCUUGCGACUGCAGCUAAUGAUGGUGUAAAGCUUUGGGAUUUACGUAAAUUGAAAAACUUCCGGAACUUUGCUCCAUAUGACUCAGAAACUCCAACAAACUGCGUGGAGUUCGACCAUAGUGGAUCCUACCUUGCAGUUGCUGGCUCUGAUAUUAGGAUUUACCAAGUUGCAAAUGUGAAAUCUGAAUGGAACUGUAUCAAAACUUUUCCUGAUUUAUCUGGAACAGGGAAGGCCACUUGUGUAAAAUUUGGUCCAGAUUCAAAAUACAUGGCGGUGGGGUCAAUGGACAGGAAUCUUCGAAUAUUUGGUAUGCCUGGCGAAGAAAUUCCCACCGAGUCAUAAAGUGCCUGAGUUGCAUAUGCCCAAAGUCUUGGCUCUGGAGUGACAGUUGCUGCCUGUUAUUGAUGCUUGGUCUAAUUUCUUGGAUUGGAAAAGUUAAUGAAAGUUGUGGUUUCCUUGAUUGUUCCGUCUUGGUCCUUAACAUAUCAUGGUGUAUGUGGGAUGGAGCAAAUACACUUUCAGGCUUUCUGCAGCAACAUUGCUGUGCAUUCCCCUUGUCUGCUAACCUAAAUGACACAAAGCUGCAAUAUUUGCCUUGUCAUUAAAACCUGAAGCUUGUAUUGUCAGUAGAUAAUUUUGUAACUUUUUUACUUACUAGUGAGAUAAUUGAAUUUGUCGGCCAUUACUACAAGAAAUUUUUAUUCAUAACUCUGUUUAUUACAUCUUUUG